Messenger RNA from Rubroshorea leprosula, 3026 nucleotides. The record is from the annotation of a GenBank genome assembly. NCBI's taxonomy places the organism in Eukaryota, Viridiplantae, Streptophyta, Magnoliopsida, Malvales, Dipterocarpaceae.
GAGGGACUUGUGAGAGAGUGAAACACGAGUGUAUGUGAGGGAGUGUGCUGUGUAAUUAACUAUCACAGCUAUGUCUUCUUCUUCAGGUCAGCAUGGUGGUUCCCUGUCAAACCCUCCGUUGUUUACAGGGAAGAAUUAUGAUGUUUGGGCCAUCAAAAUGAAGGCAUUUCUUAAGGGAAAUGAUGUGUGGGAUUCUAUGGAAAAGGGCUUUAAUCCACCUCGGUUGCCUCAGAAUCCAUCAGUAGCUCAAAUAAAGCAACAUGCAGAGUAUGUAGCUGGUUCAUACAAGGCUUUUUCAUUCAUCCAUAGUGCUGUUGCAGAUGAGAUAUUUCCCAGAAUAAUGAGAGCAGAAACGGCACAAGCAGCAUGGGAAAUACUCCAGAAGGAAUUUGAGGGUGAUGAAAGGAUUAAAGGCCAGAAGAUUGUGAAUUUGAAGAAGGAGUUUGCAAUGAUGAGAAUGAAGGAGACUGACACCAUUCAUCAGUACUCCAACAGGCUUAUGGAUGUUGUGAACCAAAUAAGAUUGCAUGAUGAAGAUUUUCCAGACCAAAGAGUUGUGGAAAAAAUGAUAGUGAGCCUUCUUGAGAAGUUUGAGCCAAAAAUAUCAGCUAUAGAAGAGUCGUGUGAUUUGAAGACUCUUACUAUUUAUGAACUGAUCAGCAAGUUGCAGGUUCAUGAACAAAGGACUGCUUUUAGAAUGGAAGACAUGGCUGCUCGUGAAAAUAAAGGAAAAAUGGUGGCUACACAGUAUCAGCCAUCUAAGAAAGAUAAGUUUCCUACAUGUCCGAUCUGCAAAAGAACUAAUCAUGAUGGCAAGGAUUGUUGGUACAAAGGGAAGCCACAAGUGCAAUGUAGAUUUUGUAGAAAAUAUGGUCACAUUCAGAAAUUUUGCAGAUUUAAGGAAAAUCAGUACAGACCAAAGCAGCAACAAGCACAAGUAGCAAGCACAACUGAAGAUCACUUGUUUAUGGCUUCACUAGCUUUCGGUUCAGUUGACAAGUGCUCAUGGUUUGUGGACAGCGGCUGUACCUGUCAUAUGGCAAAUAAUGAAGCAAUUUUUUCUGAAUUGGACAAGUCAGUGAGAAUCAAAGUGAAGCUUGGAAAUGGCUCAAUAGUGCAAUCAGAAGGCAAGGGUAUUGUGGCUGUUCAGACCAAGAAAGGUACAAAAUAUAUUCAUGAUGCUCUCUUUAUACCUUCCUUGAGUCAAAAUCUAUUAAGUGUUGCACAGAUGCUUAGGAAAGGUUAUUCAGUUUCAUUUGCCAACAAUGCAUGUUAUAUCUAUGAUUCUUGUGGUGUCGAACUUGCUAGAAUCAAGAUGGUAGAGAAUAGCUUUCCUAUUACGUGGAAUUCUCCUUGCUUGCAUGCUGUUUAUGUAUCAAAAUCUGAUGAAACUUCUUUAUGGCACAAGAGAUAUGGUCACUUCAAUUUGAAGUCUCUUAAGUUCCUUCAAACCAAUGAACUUGUUAGAGACUUACAAGAAAUUCAUGUGAACGAUGAUGUAUGUUCAAGCUGUCAAUUUGGGAAGCUGCAUAAACAAGUUUUUCUAAUCAACAAUUCAUGGAGAGCAAGCCAGAAACUUGAGCUAGUUCAUACAGAUGUUUGUGGUCCAAUGAAGAUUGCUUCGCUUGGUCAGAAUCUCUAUUUCAUUCUUUUUAUUGAUGAUUACACCAGAAUGACGUGGCUGUAUUUUAUGAGUAGCAAGGCACAAGUUUUCUCUGUGUUUAAAAAGUUCAAGGUACUUGUUGAGAACCAAAGUGGCUACAAAAUCAAAACCUUGAGAUCUGACAAUGGAAAAGAAUACACUUCAAAGGAGUUUGACAGCUUUUUUGAAGAUGCAGGGAUAGCACAUCAGUUAAUGGUCCCUUAUACUCCUCAACAAAAUGGAGUUUCUAAGAGGAAGAACAGAACAAUUAUGGAGAUGGCUCGAUGUAUGUUGCAUGAAAAGAAGCUGCCUAAGAAUUUUUGGGCAGAGGUUGUUUAUAUAGCUAUAUAUUUGUUGAAUGGUUUGCCUACUAAAGCUGUGCAAGGAAAAACACCUAUUGAGGCCUGGUUUGGUGUUAAGCCUUCUGCACAUCAUUUGAAAAUUUUUGGCUCUAUUUGCUAUACUCAUGUGCCUGAUGCAAAGAGAACCAAGCUUGAUGUUAAAGUUGAAAUUGGUAUUCUGGUGGGUUACUCUACAAAAUCAAAAGGCUACAGGGUAUACAACUUGCAAUCUGGAAAAAUUUCAGUUCACAGAGAUGUACAAGUUGAUGAAGAUUCUCAUUGGGAUUGGGACAAGAGAGUUGUUGUGAAAAAUGGUGAUAUAGCCUCUGUCAAGGAUGAUGUAGAAGCUUCCAAAGAGGAAAUUUCAGCUUCUAAUGUAGCUGAUGUUGAUGCUCACCAUGAUUCCCCUGUUAUGAAAACUAAAUCCUUGUCUGAAAUUUAUGAAAGAUGCAACCUGGUUGUUUUAGAACCCAACACGUAUGCAGAAGCUUCCAAGCAUGACAUAUGGAGGCAUGCAAUGCAGGAGGAGAUGCAGAUGAUAUCAAAAAAUGAAACUUGGGAAUUAACUUCCCUACCACCGGAAAAGAAUGCCAUUGGAGUCAAAUGGGUGUUUAGAACCAAGAUGAAUCCUGAUGGCUCCAUUCACAAGCACAAAGCUAGAUUGGUAGUGAAAGGAUAUGCUCAGCAAGCUGGAAUUGAUUAUGGUGACACUUGUGCACCAGUUGCUCGGCAUGAUACAGUCAGAAUGUUGAUUGCUUUAUCUGCUAAUUUUGGCUGGACAAUUUACCAUAUGGAUGUCAAAUCAGCUUUCUUGAAUGGCCAUUUGCAGGAAGACAUUUAUGUGCAACAACCUGAGGGCUUUAUUAUUUCUGGUCAUGAAGACAAGGUUUACAAGCUUAAAAAGGCUUUGUACGGGCUCAAGCAGGCACCCAGAUCUUGUCAGGGGAAAUGAGUUAUUUUUUAGGCAUGGAAAUUCAUCAAUGUGAAUCUGGUAUAUUUGUUUCUCAACAUAAAUAUGCUCUUGAUGUCUUGAAGAAAUUCAG